CACUAUCAGAAAUUAAUCAAUGCGUCAGGUUCCUUUUGCUUCCUCUGUUUCGGUUACUUCCUCCGCAAUCACGUUCUCUCAAAAGUCGAGUGCUCUUCCGUCGUCUACUCACCUCCAAACGUCACCAUCACUCAAACGACAUCGAGUCUCCAAAGGAUUCAAUUUGACAAGGGUAACGACACACACGAUAUAGAACAUGGGAGACUGAUAUGGUCAAUAAAAUAGCAGAAAACAACUGCCUGGUUGAAAAUAUCAAGGAUUUCAAGUAUCUCAUUCAGCUACAGGAAAUAAAAGUUUCCUUGUUAGUGGAAUCAAACUGCCUCUUCCAAAGUUUUUGUAAUCUUGAACACUGACAUGGAAACAACCAAUAAUCCUUCAAUAGUCAGUUGUGAGCACAAAAAACAACCAAGUUUUAGGGAACACGAUGUGCAAGAUACUAGUAGUUCGGUCGAUAAUCAGGCUGAGGAAGGGAGCCAGCUGCAUACUGAUGAGUUAAAUGAGCCGUCAACUCUUUGUUUAUUGGAUAAAAGAAAUGAUGAGGCAAUUCUUUUAUCAGAUGUAGGUGAAACUAGAACACAUAAUUCACUUGUUAUUAAUGACAAAGGGAAUGUUCUUUCAGAAAUUUUGGCUUCUUUAUCAACAAGAUCACCAGCUACACUUUUGAAGAAAAAACUUCUAGUUCUUGAUUUGAAUGGCUUGCUUGUAGAUAUUGUUUCUUCUCCUCCAAAGAAUUAUAAACCAGACAUAAGAAUUAGAAGACAAUCAAUUUUUAGGAGACCCUUUUGUCUUGAUUUUCUAAACUUCUGCUUUGAGAGAUUUGAAGUGGCCAUUUGGUCUUCAAGAAUGAAAAAGAAUGUGGAUGACAUCAUUGACCGUUUGAUUGGAGAUAUGAAGCACAAGUUAAUGUUUUGUUGGGAUCUGUCUCACUGUACUAUGACAAAAUUCAAUACCCUUGAAAACAAGCACAAAAAGUUGGUUUUUAAGGAACUGAGGAGAAUUUGGGAAAAACAUGAUCCUGAACUUCCUUGGGAGAAGAGAUUUUAUAAUGAAUCAAAUACGUUGUUAUUAGAUGAUUCACCUUAUAAAGCAUUGCUUAACCCGGCGUAUACUGCAAUAUUCCCUUAUCCUUACCAGUGUCAGGACAGCAAGGAUAAUGCUUUAGGUGAUAGAGGUGAUCUUAGAGUGUAUUUGGAAGGACUAGCUGAAGCUGAUGAUGUACAGAAGUUUAUAGAGCAAUAUCCAUUUGGUCAAAAACCAAUCACUGAAAGAAGUGCAUGUUGGGGUUUCUACCUCCAGAGAGUAGAAGGCACAUUCAUGGAGUCUCCAAUUGAUCGGACCAAGCAAUGCUUUCUGAAGAGAUAUCAUAUUUUGAUUUUGUACAUGAAAUUAGCAUUUUUCCAUGCAGAGCACAUUUAGAAGGGAUUUGGCGUAACAAGGAAUGUAUUGACUGUCUGUCAUGAUUUCACUUGCCUAUAGAUAUUUUUCAUGUUGCAAUGUACAGAAACUUGCUGCUCUACCAUACUUUGGUUCUGGGAUAUUUACGAAGUAUUUUUCAUUGUUUAUAAAGCAUAAUGAUUAAUGGCAAUGAUGUGAUUAAUCUC
This is a messenger RNA of Manihot esculenta (cassava), 1601 nucleotides long. RefSeq lists its product as uncharacterized. Gene Ontology annotation, molecular function: phosphoprotein phosphatase activity. The record is from RefSeq and is a predicted model, not a curated record. The transcript is spliced from 8 exons. The coding region runs from base 355 to 1416 and encodes 353 amino acids. Lineage: Eukaryota; Viridiplantae; Streptophyta; Magnoliopsida; Malpighiales; Euphorbiaceae.